This is a messenger RNA of Acipenser ruthenus (sterlet), 2955 nucleotides long. RefSeq names its product zinc finger protein 501-like. Gene Ontology annotation, molecular function: RNA polymerase II cis-regulatory region sequence-specific DNA binding; DNA-binding transcription factor activity, RNA polymerase II-specific. NCBI's taxonomy places the organism in Eukaryota, Metazoa, Chordata, Actinopteri, Acipenseriformes, Acipenseridae. Gene Ontology annotation, biological process: regulation of transcription by RNA polymerase II. Bases 139 to 1467 code for a protein of 442 amino acids. The record is from RefSeq and is a predicted model, not a curated record. The transcript is spliced from 2 exons.
AACUCGUGUGUGGGAAGUCGUGGUGGCUUUAUUUUAUGUGACCCCCACAGGAAACAGAAGCUCUUUGUUUACCAAAAUAAACAGGGCAGAGAUACUGAGCACAAAGUGCCUUUUAUUUUUAUAAGACAAGGAUCAAAGAUGGAAGCUGUCCACAUUAAAGAGGAGGUCCCUGACAUGGAACUUGUCAACAUUAAAGAGGAGGUCCCUGAAUUUGAACUUGUCCACAUUAAAGAGGUCCCUGAAUUUGAACUUGUCCACAUUAAAGAGGAGGUCCCUGAAUUUGAACUUGUCCACAUUAAAGAGGAGGUCCCUGAAUUUGAACUUGUCCACAUUAAAGAGGAGGCCCCUGACCUGGAACUUGUCCACAUUAAAGUGGAGCACUCUGAACUAGAACCUAUCUACAUUAAAGUGGUUCUCCCUGAGCUGGAACCUGUCCACUUUGAACCAAGUGUGUCCAAGCCUGACCCUUUAGUAAUAAAAGAGUCCAAUAAGCAGAAACAAUGCAUCCCUUAUAGGAAAGCUAUCAAAAUGCACCCUUCAUAUGAACAAAAACCAAUCUCUUCCUUACCCCCUGUGACUGUAAAUCUUAACGGUCCACUGCCAGGUAAUUCCAAAUCAAUACAUAGCGGCCAUCACUGUAGCGAAUGUGGAAAGAUUUUCUGUCAGUUCUGGCAGCUUAAAUUGCAUCUGAGAGUUCACACAGGAGAGAAGCCCUAUCCGUGUACAGCAUGCGGGAAGAGUUUUAAAGAAUUAGGAACCCUUAAGAGACACCGGCGAAUUCACACAGGAGAGAAGCCGUAUCACUGUUCUGAAUGCGGAAAGUGUUUCAAUGAAUUAGGGAACCUGAACAAACACCAGCGAAUUCACACAGGAGAGAAACCAUAUCACUGUACAGAAUGCGAGAAGAGUUUUAACCGAUCUGAACACCUUAAAAAUCACAAGAAAAUUCAUACGGGAGAGAAACCCUAUUGCUGUUCUGUAUGUGGGAAAUGUUUCAAUCUGUUAGGAACCCUUAAAAAACACAAGCAAAUUCACACAGGAGAGAAGCCUUAUCACUGUUCUGAAUGUGGAAAGAGUUUCAAUGUAUUAGGGAACCUUAGGAAACACCAGCGAAUUCACACAGGAGAGAAACCGUUUCACUGUACAGACUGUGGUAAGUGUUUUAAUCGAUCAGAACACCUUAAAAAUCACCAGCGAAUUCAUACAGGAGAGAGACCUUAUCUCUGUACUGAGUGUGGGAAAAGCUUCAAUCUGCUAGGAAGCCUUAAAACACACCAGCGAAUUCACACAGGAAAGAAACCCUAUCACUGCUCUGAAUGUGGAAAGUGUUUCAAUGAAUUAGGAACCCUUAAAAGCCAUGUGCGAACUCACACGGGGGACAGACCCUAUCACUGUACCCAUUGUGAGCAGACUUUUAAUCAGCUGGGAAGCCUGAAAAAACACAAGCAGAUGCACAGACAGGAGUGAAAUCUGUUAACUGAGCCCCCAUGAGGAUGUCAUUCUUCAAGAAAGUGACUUGUUUAAGAAAGGAUCCCCAACAAACCCAAGAGAGCUGGAACUAAAGUGUUGAAUUCUCUUUAUGUAGAUUUAAAAGAAGCAUGUCCAGGAUAACCAAGAAAAACAUUCACUCCUGAAGCACUGUGCUAGAGAGUUGAGAAUGAAGCACAAGCAGGCCUAUUGCUGGGCAUCUCUCAAGCACAUCACCUCUCAUAUGAUCCUCUAUACAAUCCCGAUCCUGUCUGUUCUGGAAUCCGGUAUGAUUUGUAAGUCUAUCUGUAUGUAAUCAAUGUGAAGCUUACUGUGCAGUAUGUCACCAUGUGAUUUUUUUUUUUUUAAAUGUAUAAUCAAGUAUGUUGCAUACAUUCACAGAUGUCCCUCAGGUAUCAUAUAUAUCUGCAGUAAAACACUAAAUUACAGAGCAAUAUACCUGCACAGCACUUCUACUGUAUUAACUGCAAUAAAGUUCUUAAAGUGUUCAAAUAGUUUGCCAUUUAUACCUUUUGGUACAGUAUUAGAUUUCCCAGUAAACUAGCACACUGUAUAACCCCAAGCGUCCCGAGGUCUUGAGCCACGCCAGAUUAGACAGGUUUUACUAGAUUACAUUUGGAUGACCUCUAAUUUACUAAGGGGUCCUCCCAAAAUGAUCAUCAAUUACAGAAAACAUACACAGCGUUCUCAUUUCAAGACACCCCUAACCCUCCACCCCUCCUCCAGCCAAAAAGCUUAGAUUUGGACAUGUACUUGUACCUGGUUUGUAAAGCUGAAUUCCCAUGAUUUACCCAGCCAAACAGUGGCAGAAUGCAUUUUAAUGACAAAAAGAACACCAAUGCAAAGUGAUAGUGAAGGAGCACCAGAAACAGUGGCUUAGAAAUCAAACUCAAAUUCUUAAAUCGAGUUAUCCUCAGGCUUUUUCAGACAAGAGAACAUGUGUUUAUUUACUAUUACAGCUUUGCAAUUGGAGUAUGUAGAGUACAGGCUCAAUACUAACCAUACGUUGUGUAACUAACGAUUAAUGACACACUGUCAGUUUCACUAACUUUCACACUUUGUUUUGCUCACUGUGGAAUGGGAUUUGUACCCAUUCCUAAAAACACCUUGUAGUGCUUUGUAGAGGUCUGCCAGCUGAUAGUUCAGCAUUGUCUUGCUGCUCUCAGCAUACCAAAACUAGAAAUGCCUACUCAUCUGGACAACCUAAAAAAAGACUGUAGCAAAACACAUUGCACACAAAGCCACUAAGCUUCUGAACCAGUGCAAUGGUUUUAAUCUAAAAGGACAGAUACUUGUUUUUAUAUUUUGUAUAUCCAUCAUGUUUAUAUUACAUUUAUAACAGUGAACAUAGACAUUGGUAUGUAAUUUACAGUUGUUUUGUUAAAUUCAAUCUAUAUGACUUUCCAAUGUAAAAUAUUUGUGUUUUGUGCUCUGUGUUAAGGGCAAAUAAACUUUCCAGAAAUCCUG